AUGUUAAUGAAUUGUGAUUUCAAUUGUGACCUUUUCGAGCAGGAAGCCAAAAGGAGAAGUUAUCCAUGGACCAGGCCAUGCGAUGGAUGUCAUGCAGCACCAAGCGCAGUAUACUGCCAUGCUGAUGCUGCAUAUCUCUGCGCAUCAUGUGACACACAGGUUCAUUCUGCUAAUCGUUUGGCAUCGUCCCAUGAGCGUGUGCAUGUCUGUGUAUCCUGUGAGAGUGCAGCCGCAGUGCUUGAAUGCCACGCAGAUUCUGCAGCACUGUGUACCACCUGUGAUGCACAGGUGCACUCUGCUAACCCAAUUGCUCAGAGACACCAACGAGUGCCUGUGCUGCCACUCCCAGCCGUUGCCAUUCCAGCAGCCUCUGUUUUCGCAGAGGCGGAAGCUGCUACCACUGUCUACGGUGACAAGGAAGAGGGAGAGGAGGUGGACUCUUGGCUCCUGCUGGAAAGAGAUUCUGAUGACAACAAUUGUACCAACAACAUAGAUCAAUACUUCAACCUUUUUGGAUACGACAUGUAUUAUGACAAGUUCAGUUGCAACCCAGGACCAGGUGAGGAAUACAGACUGCAAGAACAGGAUGUGCAGAACAUGUACAGAGAGAAUGAGGUGUGUCAGUUUGCAGUACCUUCACAAGUUGUCAUUGCAAGUGAGCAGCCAGAGAGUAGUUAUGGAAUGAUUGGGGCAGAGCAGGAUGCCUCCAUGACUGCUGGGACUAGUACCUACACAGCUUCCAUCAGCAACGGCAUACCUUUCUCGUCAAUGGAGGUUGGUAUAGUACCAGACAACACCAGACCAGAUGUUUCAAAUACUAACAUCCAAAGAACCAGUGAAGCCAUGGAACUCGCGGGCCAUUCACUUCAGAUGCCAGUGCAUUUCAGCUCAAUGGAUAGAGAUGCCAGGGUCCUCAGGUACAAGGAGAAGAAGCAGGCGAGGACGUUCCAGAAGACCAUAAGAUAUGCAACAAGGAAAGCAUAUGCAGAAGCACGACCACGGAUCAAGGGUCGCUUCGCUAAAAGAUCAGAUAUAGAGCAUGAACUAGACCAGAUGUUGACAAUACCAGCCCUACCAGAUAGUGGUCAUGCUACUGUUCUAUGGUUCUGAAAUCUGAUGCAAUGAGAUGAGAAAAUUGUGUUGACAGACACUAUG
This is a messenger RNA of Lolium perenne, 1155 nucleotides long. Its product is annotated as zinc finger protein HD1-like. The record is from RefSeq and is a predicted model, not a curated record. Gene Ontology annotation, molecular function: protein binding; zinc ion binding; DNA-binding transcription factor activity. Gene Ontology annotation, cellular component: nucleus. Lineage: Eukaryota; Viridiplantae; Streptophyta; Magnoliopsida; Poales; Poaceae. Gene Ontology annotation, biological process: regulation of flower development.